AUGAAUAAAGGAUACUUUGGAAUGCUUGUUAAGCUAAGACGGCGUUACCGAAGAGCUUAUCAAGUACGUGGUCCAACUGUGGAAGGACAACUUCUUGAUCAUGUGGACCAGGAUGGUGAUCCACAUGCAUAUACCAUAGUAAAGGAACGCAAACCUCGUUCUACGCCUAUAAAAAGGAGGAACAAACGGUGCGUUGAUCGCCGUGCCGGUCGUCGUGGUGGUGUACGUCGCCGCACUGUUAUUGAUAUUCAUUUAGAAGUCUUAGACGAAUGUCAAAAAGGGGACACCAAACUGGUACAGGAAGACUUUUUGAAAUUUUGGUUCAAGAAUUUAUGGGUUCUAAGUUCAUAA
Messenger RNA from Plasmodium coatneyi, 351 nucleotides. RefSeq names its product SICA antigen. Lineage: Eukaryota; Apicomplexa; Aconoidasida; Haemosporida; Plasmodiidae. The record is from RefSeq and is a predicted model, not a curated record. The transcript is spliced from 2 exons. Bases 1 to 351 code for a protein of 116 amino acids.